Messenger RNA from Coprinopsis cinerea okayama7#130, 267 nucleotides. RefSeq lists its product as hypothetical. Gene Ontology annotation, molecular function: cellulose binding. The record is from RefSeq and is a predicted model, not a curated record. Gene Ontology annotation, cellular component: extracellular region. Bases 1 to 267 code for a protein of 88 amino acids. The transcript is spliced from 4 exons. NCBI's taxonomy places the organism in Eukaryota, Fungi, Basidiomycota, Agaricomycetes, Agaricales, Psathyrellaceae. Gene Ontology annotation, biological process: carbohydrate metabolic process.
AUGUCGUCUGCGAGGCCCCGCGCUAACUCCCGCAACGUUCAGACUAUGACUUUGCUGAAGACCGUCGUUUCAAUUGCCGUCGCUGCCUUUUGGGCAGGCCAAGUGGCCCAUGGAGCACCAACCCCACAGGUGCUUCCUGGAGGUGGUUCCGGAACUAUGUGUGGUGGAUUCGGGUGGUCAGGGCCGUCGACCUGUUCUGAAGGUUACACCUGUGUGUGGCUAAACGACUAUGUUAGCCUGUGCCUUCCCCGAGAAGGAGGACCAUAG